AUGAAGCCACUCGCGUUAACCUUUACCGCCUCUCCGUCGCCAAUAACCACCGCCUCUCUCUCUCCCUCGCAUCUCUCUCUCACCGUUGGAUCUCUCUCUGCUAGAAUUCUGGGGAUUUGGAAGAUCGGAUUCUGGAAACCGCGGAGGACAUCGGUGGUCCCGUCGAUAAAGCAAAGAGAUUGGAGACUAAAUGAAGAUGGUUCAAAAUUCGCUGGAAGCAAUGUUGCAUCAACCGUGAGAAUCGGGACCAAGGUUGCUGCUGCUCAACGUCUCAACUUCCAAGCUUCCAUGAGAGUUAGUAUAAGUUGCUGGUGGAUUUUUGUGUACUUCUCUAAUUUCUGUGGAGCUGAAAAGGUUGCAGAUGCUCUGAAGCAAAACCGUUCAAUUGCAACUAUUGACAUGGUGAGAAUAACCAUCUUCUUCUCCAUUUUCCCCAAGUGGUUUGGAGAUGCGGAGAAGCUCACAAAAGCUCUCUUCUCCUUUGCAAGCAAAACCGUCCAUUGGCUUCUAUUUAAAGUAGACAAGGGAAAGAGGAAAGCAUUGAACGCUAAAGAGUUCACAGGUGUGAUGCAAGACAUAGAGGUGGGGGUCAACAUAGAAAAGUUGAAGCCAGCUUUGGCGACUAGAUGGUAG
This is a messenger RNA of Microthlaspi erraticum, 633 nucleotides long. The record is from the annotation of a GenBank genome assembly. Lineage: Eukaryota; Viridiplantae; Streptophyta; Magnoliopsida; Brassicales; Brassicaceae.